CUCUCUGUCAGCUGUGGAAUAGGAUUUAAAGUUGUGCUACUAGUCCAUGAAUCACAGAACGGUUUACGUUCUGCAAUACUAAUGGAAUAUACCCCAUUACGACCCGGGUCAAUUACUGGAGUCCAGUGUUCCAGAACAUGGGCCGACUCUCCAGAGUCACCUGAGAUAGUCUAUCUUUCACCUAUGAGCCGAAUGAGGAGAAGUAGAAAAUGGAUGGAUGUAUUUUUAUCAGGAUUGAGUCAUUCCUAAGCACCAUAUCCAAUUUUAAUCGCACAGGUGCUGAUAUUGCAAAUUAAAGGAAAAAUAUUUGUAAGUACCUAGCUCAGGUAUUAGUAAAUGCUUUCAGGAGCAUUUCCACAGCACAGCUAUUGUGUAACACAGCAUUGGCCACACCCACUGAGCAGAACGCUCGUACAGUUGAGCAAAAGAGCCUUGAAAUGUUUUAAUCCAGACACAGAACAGGCAAGCUGGGACUAAUCCUACUGAAUGCUCUGCUCACCAGGACGCUCCCUAACAGACACAGAACAGCUUUAGACAGGCAGCUGUGGAACAGAUACACCAUAUGAUGACACUAUCAGUUCCUCUACCGGAGAGUAUUGGAUGUCGGGAUGGGUUAUGAGUCGAAGCGUCUGCUCAGGAAUAAAUUCAGUGAUAUAAUCCUUUUGAGGUUUGAAAGUGUUAAACUCCAUGCAUACUGUCAAUCCUCAUCUUUGCUUUUCUGCAUUAGCAGCAUUCUGCUCUUAGCCAUAUGGCAGACUGUCCCAACUCUAUGAGCAUGUGUGUGCUGGGUUCCUCUUGUAGCAGGUGGCUAAGGAGAUAAUCCAGGUAAAGCCACUGCGAAGUGAGGAAGGGGGUGGGUGGAUGGAUAGAGUGAGUGGCCUUUGUAUGGACUCCGAGGGCUAAUUCUGGCCUCCUAAUUCCGCUCCCGUUCGCCCUCCCCCUCUUCCUGUUUGCCAUCUUCACACUGAUGGUUUGGUGCACUCCAUGACCAGGUAGACACAAACAUCACGCAGGUUCUUAACAAGCUCUCUGAGCAGGAAGAGGGUGAAAAAAAAGAGGCUGCGUGUAUCAUUGUGGCGAGUUAACCUGUCACACGCAUGAGUGAGCCCAAUUGGAGAAUGUAGCAUCGGCCUUCUCGACAAGCUCAAGGAUACGCGCUACCAUGGGAGAAGCUCAGAAGGAUAGUGGAGUGAUCCAACCACAGGGCUUACUCUCCGUCAUUGAGAAAUUAAAGGGAAGCAGCGAGCAGGAAGUGCGAAUAGUUCUUCUGGGCUUGGACAAUGCCGGCAAGACCACGCUGCUCAAGAGCCUUGCCUCUGAGGAUGUCAACACCAUCACACCUACACAGGGCUUCAAUAUUAAGAGCGUUGCCUCUCACGGCAUGAAACUCAACGUAUGGGAUAUUGGAGGGCAAAGGAAAAUCAGAACUUUCUGGAAAAAGUACCUAGAGAACACAGAUCUGUUGAUUUACGUUAUCGACAGUGCGGACAAAAAGCGAUUUGAAGAAACUGGACUGGAGUUAUCUGAGCUGAUAGACGAGGAGAACCUAAAGGGCGUUCCGGUGCUCAUCUUUGCCAAUAAGCAAGAUUUGGCCACAGCAUCGCCGGCCAGCGAGAUCGCCGAGGGACUCAACCUUCAUACGUACAGAGACCGCGAGUGGCAGAUUCAGGCCUGCUCAGCCGUGUCUGGGGAAGGAGUUCAGGAUGGCAUGAACUGGAUUUGCAACAACAUCAUGAAUAAGAAGAAGUGAGCCCUAACAACAUGGAGAAGGCAACUAGCAUCAUGUCCAAACACGCGCAUCCACACAAUACAGAUGUGAAUAAUUUCUUUUUGAAAUCUGUCAUGCUAUUAAUAUUUAGGCAACGAUAAGUUAAUUAGGCUUCCAUUGUGUUCCUGUCCAUCAUACCUCAGAUCCUUGUCUGGUGAUCCUAUGAAAACUAUGCAAACUUAGCUUAACUGUGUUAGAACUGUUGCCAUCUCUACCAUUCAAACAGUAGUUUGUUGUGUGUGUAGAGUGUAUUUUGACAUUUUUGACAAUAAAAUGUUCGGUGAUCUUU
Molecule: messenger RNA, 2057 nt
Organism: Syngnathus acus (greater pipefish)
Lineage: Eukaryota; Metazoa; Chordata; Actinopteri; Syngnathiformes; Syngnathidae
Gene: arl3l1
Product: ADP ribosylation factor like GTPase 3, like 1
Exons: 6
Coding region: 1163-1750 (195 amino acids)
Biological process (GO): cilium assembly
Cellular component (GO): microtubule cytoskeleton; cytoplasm
Molecular function (GO): GTP binding; GTPase activity
Source: RefSeq, a predicted model, not a curated record